UCGAGUGUGGAGAAAGAGAGACGAGCUUCUGAUUCAGUGAUCAAGCAUUUCUGUGUUUUAUAGCAUGAUUACCUCAUUACUUUUGCGAUUGAGGAUGCUGCAAUGGAGGAAGAGGCAAAGGAGACUGCAUAAGCGACGUUAUUGGGUACAUCCAGUGAACUUUGUUCGUGCGAAGCAUGGGGUCUAUCACAGCCUGUAUUCCCAGCUUUGCAGUUAUCCGCAGAAGUUUCUAGACUAUUUCCGAAUGUCUGUGGAAACUUUUGAUAAACUUCUGCAGCUAGUUGGACCUGCCAUCCGUCGUCUGGAUACGAGAUUUCGAUCAUGUUUGUCUGCAAGGGAAAGACUAGCUGUAACCCUAAGGUACCUUGCCACUGGGGAAAGUUUUAGCUCCCUGCAUUACCAGUUUCGUCUUGGCAAGUCGACUAUUUGCUGCAUUGUACGGGAGACAUGUCAGAUAUUAUGGGAGAAGCUGCAACCACUUUAUUUACCACAUCCCACCUGUGACCAGUGGUUGUCAAUAGCAGAAAAGUUCAAGGAUGUGGCAAACUUCCCAAAUUGCAUCGGAGCAGUGGAUGGCAAACAUAUUCGGAUCAAGAAGCCUGCCCACAGUGGAUCCAGUUUCUAUAAUUACAAAAAAUACUUCUCUGUCAUAUUAAUGGCAAUAGCUGAUGCACAGUAUCAGUUUGUGGCAGUUGACAUUGGGGCAUAUGGGCGCACAAAUGACUCAAAGGUCUUCAAAGAGUCCAGUAUGGGUUAAGUGAUAUACCAGGGCAGAUUCAAUAUACCUGAUCCUCGAGAACUACCUGGAACAGAGGGUCCGCUGCUGCCCUAUGUGUUAGUGGGAGAUGAAGCCUUCCUGAUGUGCCAAAAUCUCCUUAAACCCUAUGGCUCUAAAAGACUCAACCGAACCAGGAAAAUCUUCAAUUACAGGCUGACCAGGGCACGACGUUUUGUGGAGUGUGCAUUUGGGAUAAUGACUGCUAAAUGGCGCGUUCUCACCACAAGUAUCCAACUGGCUCCAGAAAACAUAGACAAAGUUGUAAAAGCAUGUGUUGUUUUGCACAAUUUUGUGUCCAAAUUUGAAGCCUUUAAUAACCCAGAACAAAAUGAAAUAGACUCCCAGCUGCCCAGUUUGGACCAGGUUUCUGCAAGAUCAACCAGAGAGGUUUUAAAUAUAAGAGACCAGUAUGCGGAGUACUUUUUAACCCCACAAGGCAAAGUUCCAUGGCAGGACAACCUAUA
This is a messenger RNA of Rana temporaria (common frog), 1242 nucleotides long. Its product is annotated as protein ANTAGONIST OF LIKE HETEROCHROMATIN PROTEIN 1-like. NCBI's taxonomy places the organism in Eukaryota, Metazoa, Chordata, Amphibia, Anura, Ranidae. The transcript is spliced from 2 exons. The record is from RefSeq and is a predicted model, not a curated record. Bases 65 to 757 code for a protein of 230 amino acids.